ACGCGGUGGCUGCCGAGUGGCCUCGGGGGAGCGGCGAGGUAGCCGGUGGGACCACCCGGCUAGGGCCUUCGCCGUCGAGUCACGCGGGCGGACGGAAAGCUGGCCCCGCCGGGGCGCUCUGCUGCCUCCCGCUGGGCCUUCACGCCGGUGCUCAGUGCCUGGCUGACUCGCUCAGUGCAGUAUGCGACUCAUGGUCUCAGGGUCAUUAGUUAUACCCCACAUCGGAUGCGGAGCCUACUUUAGAAAAAAACAAAAAACUUACUUCAUGUGCAUUUUGAAACUCCAACGUGGGUAAGCCAUAGUUCUUCUAAGAGUCAUUUAAAGUGCCUAAGAAAAGAUUUUCUACAAGAAUGGGCAAUUCAGAGGCUCCACAUGAGGUGACUCAGAAAUGCUUCCCUAUAAAACAACCCAGAAACCAGGCACCCCACAGAACAGUGAGCAGAAUGAGUACCUCACAGGACCAGAGUGGCCGCUCCAGUAAUAGAGAACCCCUUUUGAGGUGUUGUGAUGCACGGAGGGACUUGGAGCUUGCUAUUGGUGGAGUUCUCCGGGCUGAACAGCAAAUUAAAGAUAACUUACAAGAGGUCAAAGCCCAGAUUCACAGCUGCAUAAGCCGUCAUCUGGAAUGCCUCCGAAGCCGUGAGGUGUGGCUGUAUGAACAGGUAGAUCUCAUCUAUCAGCUUAAAGAGGAGACACUUCAGCAGCAGGCCCAACAGCUCUACUGGUUACUGGGCCAGUUCAAUUGUCUUAUUCAUCAACUGGAGUGCACCCAAAACAAAGAUCUAGCUAAUCAAGUGUCUGUGUGCCUGGAGAGACUGGGCAAUUUGACCCUCAAACCUGAAGAUUCGACUAUCCUACUGUUUGAAGCAGACACAACUGCUCUGCGCCAGGCCAUCACCACAUUUGGAUCCCUUAAGACCAUCCAAAUUCCUGAGCAUCUUAUUGCUCAUGCUAAUUCAUCAAAUAUUGGGUCUUUCCUGGAGAAAAGAGGUUAUAUCCCAUUGCCAGAACAGCAGAAGUCAGCAUCCAGCACUACCGCUGUCUCUCUCAGCGAAUGGCUCCUUGGAAGCAAACCUGCCAGUGUUCGACAGGCUCCUUACAUACCCAGCACCAACCUCCAGGACUGGCUCACCCAAAAGCAGACCUUGGAGAAUAGUCAGACUUCUGCCAGAGCCUGCAAUUUCUUCGGUAAAGUCUGGGGCAACCUAAAGGGCUUAGAAAACUGGCUCCACCAGAGUCAGCAACAAGAGGUUCCCGAAAAACCAACUUACCAGAAGUGUAACAGCCAUUCUACUACCAGUUCAUACUCUGUUGAAAUUGAAAAGAUUGGAGAUCUGGACCUUCUUGAGCAGGACGAGAUGGACCUUUCUGAUUGGCUGGUGACUCCUCAGGAAUCCCAUAAGCUGGAGAAGCCUGGGAAUGGCAGCUGUGAAACCAGUGGGAAGUUUAAGCUCCUGUUGCAGGUGUUCCAGGAGCCAUACAGUGUGAAUGAUUGGCUUGUCAAGCCCGAUUCCUGUACCAAUUGUCGGGGCAACCAGCCCAAGGGUGUGGAGAUUGAAAACCUGGGCAAUCUGAAGUGCCUGAACGACCACUUAGAGGCCAAGAAACCCUCGUCCAUUCCCAGCAUGAUUAAUGAGGAUUGGCUUGUCCAGAAUCAUCAGGACCCAUAUAAAGUGGAGGAGGUGUGCAAAGCCAAUGAGCCCUGUACGAGCUUUGCAGAGUGUGUGUGUGAUGAGAACUGUGAGAAGGAAGCUCUGUGUAAAUGGCUUCUGAAGAAAGAAGGAAAAGACAAAAAUGGUAUGCCUGUGGAACCAAAUCCUGAGUCUGAGAAGUGUAUAGAUUCCCUGAGUGUGUGGCUCUGUCCUUCCAGAAAAGAGGCAGCACAACAAGCUAAGAUGUCAAAGGCAGUGGCUCCUUCUAGAAUUGCGGAUUCCUUCCAAGUCAUAAGGAACAGCCCUUUGUCAGAGUGGCUCAUCACACCCUCAUGCAAAGAAGGUUGUCCCAAGGAAAUGCUUGGUACUGAAGACAGAGCUAGCAAGCAAAAGCCUAUGAACCCAGUGGCCACUUUCUGCCAUCCUUUUAAUACAGCUGACUGGGUCUUGCCAGGAAAGCAGAUAGGAAACCUCAGCCAAUUAUCCUCAGGAGAAGACAAGUGGCUACUUCGAAAGAAGGCCAAGGAAGUAUUACUUAAUUCACCACUACAGGAGGAAUGUAACUUUCCCCAAGACCGUUAUGGCCUCCCAGCAGUUUGUGACCUCUUUGCCUGUAUGCAGCUUAAAGUAGACAAAGAAAAGUGGUUGUAUCGAACUCCUCUACAGAUGUGAAGCAAUGGAACCCAAGUCAAGCAACUUUUCUGCAAAUUAUCCCAUAUCCAUGGGCCGAGUGACUGUGCAGCUUGCCAAAUCAUUGUGUUUCUGGGUCUGACCAGUCAGCUUAGUUCCUUUCCUGCCUAGUUGAGCUAGUGAAGAGAAAUAAGUCAUCGAAUUAUAAGUUACUGCAUAAAAGAAAAAGACUGUUGAUGCUGAGGUGAUUUCAGUUCCUUUCUACAAAAGUAUUAACUCAGCCCUACACUAGAAACAAACAGCAUCUUGGUGGAUAGGUCUUUUUCAUAAGCCUCUACAGCUCCUUAGAUUGAAUUGUUACUAGAAGUACAUUAAAACACUGUAGUUUUAAAAAUGAAAUAGUUCUGUAAUCAAAGUGUGUUGAUAUAUUUGAAAGCUAGUAAGCUUCUCUAAUCUUUUGAUUGUCCUCCUUUAGAUGCUCCCCGUGCUGUGGGUUUUCUUCCAUUGGUGGUGGAAAUAAUGAUUCUUCUGUUUAGUGUAUUUCACACAAAUAGUUAACCUUGCCAACAUAGUGAUUUUUUUUUCUUACCACAACAUGUAUUAACAAUCUUGGCAAUUUUUGACAUUGAUUAUACAAAACAUUUUAACUUACAUGUUAGAUUCUACAUUAUUUUUCUUCUUUUGAAAGAGAUUCAGCUACUGCAAAUUUGGUCUGUUAUCUAAAUGUUAUUGAAGUAGCUAAUGAGCUUUUAGAAGAGCUCCGUAUUGUUUCAAGAUUAUAUCCAGGGUAGUCCUAGCCACUUUCAUAAUAUUCUGAACACAGGUAAAAGAGCCCUCCUGCUGAGUAAUCAAUCAAAGAGCGAAAGGCAAGACAUGUUGGAAACGUAGUAUUUGAACUGUUAGCUAUCCUAAGGGUUAUUGGUGCAUCCUGUGUAAAGGGAAGCUGAGUCUGACACCUGGUGCUUUUAAUUAGGAAUAAAUGAAAUGUUCUCACUGCAAGCAUAAUGUACCUAUACCUUUGGAAGUUUCAGAAUGCAGUGACAUUUUAGUGAAUAGGCUGUUUUGAACACUUGUGCCUUGGGGUGUUUACUGAAGCUUUAUGAAAACUUUGAUGUUUUACCAGUAUCCUUAAAAGUCCCGUCCAUGCUUUAAAAAGUAUCUCUGUAGGAAAUGCGAUUUAUAAUGUUUUUAACUUCUCAAAGGUGAGAUAUCUUAGCUGCUUUCUGGGCUUUCAGACAAGUUUUAAAUUCAGCUUUCCUGUUACUUUUGAAGUUUGUGAUGUGGUCAUCUAAAAGCCCUUUUGGAGAAACUUCAGAGUCCUACAGUCCUUGCCAUACAGCUUCAUUUGACUUCUUGAACACAGCUGAAAAGAACCUAUUUUUUGGUCGUCGCUCCUCCCCCAAUACCACUUAGAACUUUAAUAAUAAAGGUGGCAGGUAAAAAUUUAAGGAGCCUUUUCCAUUAUCUUAUGUUGCAGGAAACUUUGUAGUUUUGAAGUUUAAUGAUGUGUUCCUAAUUUUAUAUUCAUCAUCAUGCUAAUAAGUAUGUAAAACAUUCUUUUGUGUUGAAGCAUUUUGUACCUCCCUUCAUUAAAAGCACAAACAGGCAUAGUUGUGUGUAUCUGUAAAA
Molecule: messenger RNA, 3911 nt
Organism: Canis lupus familiaris (dog)
Lineage: Eukaryota; Metazoa; Chordata; Mammalia; Carnivora; Canidae
Gene: NCOA4
Product: nuclear receptor coactivator 4
Exons: 12
Coding region: 351-2324 (657 amino acids)
Biological process (GO): intracellular iron ion homeostasis; response to hormone
Molecular function (GO): transcription coactivator activity
Source: RefSeq, a predicted model, not a curated record